AUGGAGUGCCCUCAUGCCUAUCUAGACACUCUACACCCUCCCAGACCCAACCAGAGCGUCUACCGCGAAGACUGCACCCAGUGUUUCGAUUCCAUAGACGAUGAAGCUGGUCUCGAUGUCUGCCUGCAUUGCUUCAACGGUGGCUGCGCAGGGGACCGCAAUCACUCCCUACUGCACUACUCCUCUACCGAACAUCCACUGGUUCUGAACAUUAAACGAACCCGGAAACAAGUCCAACGAGAUGAACCCCCACCAAAGCUCACCAAACUCGCCAUUGCUGCGGAGACAGAGGAGGACAAGUAUGAUACAGUCACAACAGCAAAAUGCUAUGCAUGUCAAAUACAGGAGCUGGAUAAGAAUUCGGGGAAUCUGCCUGCAGUCGUGGACGGAGUCAUGAAGGCCAUGACCUUUGCUAAAUCAGAAGAAGUCAAGGCAUGGGAGCAAGAGUUUACACCGUGCGAACACACUCUCUGUCUGGAGCAGCAGCCUAGCCGACAGAUUGAAUCACAGAACCUGGGCUCAUGUUCCAUGUGCGACCUGAAGGAGAACCUGUGGCUCUGCCUGGAAUGUGGGAACCUGGGAUGUGGUCGUGCACAGUUUGGUGGUAUUGGUGGCAACUCUCACGGUCUGGACCACGCAACACAGACUGGCCAUGCUGUUGCGGUCAAGCUUGGCUCCAUCACUCCAGAGGGCAGUGCCGACGUCUAUUGCUACCAGUGCAAUGAGGAGCGAGUCGACACUGACCUUGCCAAGCAUCUCGCUCACUGGGGCAUCAACAUUGCUGAACGGGAAAAGACCGAAAAGAGCCUCAUGGAGAUGCAGGUGGAGCAAAACUUGAAAUGGGACUUCUCCAUGACAACAGAAGAUGGAAAAGAGCUGUCUCCGCUUUUUGGGCCGGGUCUUACAGGUCUCAAGAAUAUCGGCAACAGUUGCUACCUUGCAAGCACUGUACAAUGCCUGUUCGCGUUGCCAGACUUUCAACAGCGGUAUUACCGUCCGGAGGAGCCUCCUCCAGCCAGUGAACUUCCCGCUGAGGACUUAGAGACACAGUUACGGAAGCUUGCUGACGGGAUACUCUCCGGUCGCUACUCUCGUCCUGAAAGCAACGUUCAUGCCACUCCCGACAACCCUGAAGUGCCACACCAGAAGGGUCUCUCCCCUGCCAUGUUCAAGCAUCUGAUCGGACGAGGACAUGAGGAGUUCUCAACCAUGAGACAACAGGACGCUUUUGAAUUGCUACUUCAUCUCUUUAAGCUCAUCAAUAUCUCCAAUGGCACUCGCCCUUCGGAAGAUCCUGUUCAGUCUUUUCGCUUCGCACUGGAACAACGCUUGCAGUGCCUAAACUGCAAGCGCGUGCGAUACAGAACCGACGAGCAAGACAACAUUUCGAUUCCUGUACCCGUCAGGAGGAAACAGGUGGUCAACGGCGCCAGUGGGGCAGCAGAUACAACGAAGGGUGCUGAAUUCGAGCCAGUCUCACUCAAGGAAUGCCUAGAUAUCUUCACGGCCUCCACUUCCGUGGAGUUGACCUGUCCUGCUUGUGGCUCUAAGGCAGGAUUUUCAAAGUCGUCCAAGUUUAAGACGUUCCCACGCAAUCUUGCCAUCAAUCCUCUGCGCUUCGAAAUCAUCAACUGGGUGCCCACUAAACUCGACAUCCCUGUCCAGGUAUCAGAUGAACUGUUUGACCUUAGCACCUACAAAUCUCAUGGAUUACAACCGGGCGAAGAGGAACUGCCCGAAGAUGCAGAUGUGGGAGAUUCUAAAUCGUCUUCAGCCGCAUUUGUCCCGAACGAGGCAGCCCUUGAGCAGCUUGCGUCAAUGGGUUUCCCUCUGGUACGAUGCGAAAAGGCUCUACACGCCACGGGCAAUGCAGAUGCAGAGGCAGCCAUGAAUUGGCUUUUUUCGCAUAUGGACGACGCUGACAUCGACGAACCUCUAAAUCUUGGUGGUGGCGGCGGUGGAACUGGCUCAGGUGACGAUGCUGACAAGAUCGCUCAGCUUGGAGAUAUGGGGAUUAGUGUACCACAGGCACGGAAAGCACUACGAGAAUGCAACGGCGAUGUCAACCGAGCUCUGGACUGGGUCUUCAGCCAUCCAGAUGACCAAGGCGAUUUUGGCGAAGAUGUUCCCACUGGACCGAGUCAGCCAAAGGCACUCCCCGGCAGUGAUCAACUACCCGCCAAGUUUGAGCUUCAGAGUAUUGUCUGCCAUAAAGGCGCCAGCAUUCAUGCCGGUCACUAUGUCGCAUUCAUUCGGAAGGCGAUUCCUGGAGACGGCAAGGAACGACAGUGGGUUCUUUUCAAUGACGAGAAGGUGGUCAAGGCCGUGGACGUGGACGAAAUGAAGAAGUUCGCAUACAUUUACUUUUUCCGCCUGGGAUGA
Molecule: messenger RNA, 2382 nt
Organism: Fonsecaea multimorphosa CBS 102226
Lineage: Eukaryota; Fungi; Ascomycota; Eurotiomycetes; Chaetothyriales; Herpotrichiellaceae
Exons: 1
Coding region: 1-2382 (793 amino acids)
Biological process (GO): protein deubiquitination
Molecular function (GO): protein binding; cysteine-type deubiquitinase activity; zinc ion binding
Source: RefSeq, a predicted model, not a curated record